CGAUCCCAGGACAAGUUGUCUCUUUUUGAAUAUCGGACGGCGAGACGAACAUGGCCCUGGUGGAGGCUGGUCAAAAAUCUUUGAUUUUCGCAGAUUUUUAAUUAAUGCACUCGUGUCUCGUUUAUCAGGAAUUUUAUACUUCCUAGUCUUUGGUAAGCGAGUUUCAAUUUAAUUAUUAGGGUCUGGAUUUUAUCGUGAUCAAUGGAAAUAGAACUUUUUAGUGAAGACUGGACCUUGAAGGCUUUAGGUCGUGAUGGCUCUAACGUAUAUUGAUAUUUUAAAGCGAAUAUCUUUCGCAUUAAAUAAUUACAUUUUUCAGUUUUGCCUGAAACCAAAGCAAGUCAUAUGUUUGGAAGCUUUGUUAAAGGGGAAUGAUGUGGUGGCAGUUCUGCCUACUGGAUUUGGAAAAUCAAUUAUUUUUCAUUUACUUGCUGAUCUCUUCCCAGUUAAAAAUGAAAAGAAUAUUGUUUUGGUCAUCAGCCCUUUAACUUCCAUUAUAAAUGAUCAGGUGAAAUACUUGAAUGGGAUUGGUUUUUCUGCUGCUGUAUUGAACUUGGAACAGAGGAAGUUUGAGGCAGAUGAGAGCUUGUUUGGAAGUAAUGAUGCAGUGGAGGACGACCAUGAUGGUACAAAUAUUACAAUUGAUUGUGGUAUUAAAAACGGAGAUAUUAAGAUUUUAUUUGCCCAUCCAGAAUCCUUUUUAUCUGAUCAAGGGCGUUCAAUUUUAAAGAGCAAAAUUUAUCAACAAAAUGUGGUAGCUUGCGUGGUUGAUGAAGCGCAUUGUGUUGAAAUGUGGGGUGCUGAAUUUCGUGAAGAUUUUGGAAAAUUAUGCACACUGAAAGCUCUUUUUCCAAGCACACCCAUGAUUGCUUUGACAGCAACUGCACCCCCAAGCAAAAUAAACAUUUUAAAAGAGAAACUAUGUUUCAGUCCUUAUUGUAAGGUUGUUGUUGCAAAUCCAAAUAGAAAAAAUAUAUUUUUAAAGAAAUUGCCAAGACGCGGAAACAACUUUGGCUUAAGAAGCUAUGACGAUAUUUUAGUUCCCAUUGCUAAAGAGUUAAAUAAAUUACGGGAUGAUUAUCCCAUGACAAUCAUUUACAUGAAGCUAAAAUAUUGUGGCUAUGCUUAUUCGUUAUUUCAGCAAACAGUAACUCCAAAUAACACAAAACUAUUUUGUCAAUUUCAUGCUCCUCAAACAUCUAGAAUGAAGAAAGAAAUCUUAGAUGAAAUUACAAAACAAGAUUCGUCUAUUAGAGUUGUGUUUGCAACCACAGCACUCGGGAUGGGUGUUAAUGCACCAAAGGUUACUGAAGUUAUCCACAUAACGCCUCCAGCCAAUAUUGAAUCUUACAUGCAAGAAAUUGGUAGAGCUGGAAGGUGUGGGCAAAACUCAACUGCAACAUUGUAUUACAAUAAUGCAGAUAUUGCUGUUAAUAAAAAUAAUGUUGACGAUAGCAUGAAGUGCUUCUGCAAAACAGAUCUGUGCUUAAGGAAAUUUAUUCUAAAUUUCUUUGGUUUUAAAAAAUAUGAACAAGAUAAUUGUUGCUCAAAUUGUACAAAGUCUAAUUUGCUGAUAAAAGAAACAACAUUACCUUGCCGUGAUUUAGUAUCAGAAGAUGCUUUUAAAUGCUUACAAACUGAGCUGAAAGAAAUUAUUGAAACUUGGAGACUUUCGCUAUUGACUACCCUUGAUCAAACUUAUGAACUUCCAUCUAUCAAUAAAAAUUUGGUUCAAACACUAUUGAGUAAACUUCCAUUUAUAAGAUCUAAAAAUGAUCUGUUAUUUGAAUAUGAUGUUUGGGAUGAUCAAUAUGCUACCACCAUAUACGAUAAAAUAAAUAAGUAUGCCCCAAAGCAUAAAUAAUUUAGGUAUAUAUAUAAAUAUAUAUAAACAAACUUUAAAAUAUAUAGUAUAUAAUAUUCACUUCUGAUAAAACAAACUUGUAAGAUUAAAAGCACUCAGUAGACAGAAUUUAAAAAAGUUCUACUUUUUCUGGAGGUUUGAAUUAUCAGCAGUCAAUGUUAGCAUAAAUAAUAUAUAUACGUUUAUGGAACUCACCUUGAUAUAACAGAUUCUUACUUUAUAAAAUCCUAGGGAACAUAUAGCUGUAAUUUAUGUUUUUCUAACCAUUUUUGAUGUUCUACAAUAUUCAAGUAACGUAGUGGGGAACGUUUAAUAUCAGGAAAACUUUGAUGAGCUCUUCCAACAAUGUGGCUAAAUGGGCGAAGAUUAAGCAGGUCGUUUGUCAUCUCCUUUUCAUCAGAUAUGGACUCUCGUUUAGAGUGUUGGACCGAUGUAUCAUGAAUAUUUAGGUUUUGAUCAUAAUUUUCUUUGAUUUCUUUUACACCGCUCACAGCCUUGCACACUUUGCUAAUGGAUUUUAUUGUUUUAUUUGCUCCCAUUCUUUGCACGAUGUGUUUUCCUAAACGAUUACUGAUUUCUUGUGAUAGAUCAUCUUCAAUGUUUUGCCCUGCUCCACCUCUCCAAUUUGAAAAGUAUCCCCAUUUGAACUCCUCAGACAAUCUAGGUGUCAACAAGCAUUCUACUUGUGCAAUGCUUACAAACAUCUCUAUCGCAUAUUUACUGUAUGCACCAAGUGAUCGAAAUAUUGACAACAAAAGCUUUUGAUUGAUGAGGUUUCUGUCACCAUCUCCUUCUUUAGCUGUAUCUUUCAUCUGAAGGAUGAGGACUGUUAAGAAAAUGAUACACAGACCGUAAUUUUUCACUUGAUCACCAUCUUCAAUUGAUUUUUGGAGAACAAAUUGAUCGACAAAAUUAUCCAGUAAAGUGUUAAAAUAUUCUUUUUUUACCUCUUUGCUAGCAUGCACCAAAUUUUUAGGAAAGGGAUGUCUUUUUGGUUCAUCUUCCAAUGUAUCCAUCUCCAAAAAAGACAUUGCUGCUACAACAACAUAUGCUCUACCAACACUUAAAAACAGAUCUUCACUACCUUCGUAUGAGUCUAACACUUUACCUGGGGUUGAAUUCCUUCUAUUCAUUUUCUCCCUGAAAUACUUCAGUGUUCCUAUCUGGUUGACAGAGUUUGCUGAGUAAAGCAGAGCAAAUGAAUAUUGAAGUAAAGAUGCCUUACAGUGCCACAUUGCAGCUUUGAAAGGGGAACAAUGCUCCAACCGGUCUGUUGGUGUGUGAUUCCCAGCUAAUAGGGAUUUCGCACCAGCGAAACGGACUCGUGUCAGCUGAUCACCACUAAACAUUAUUUUCAUGUCCUUCAUUGGAUCUUCGUUGGUAAACACAGUAUGAGAAUAUGAUUGACCUGGCUCAGCUGUGUUUUCAGGUAAUGGUGUAUUGUCGAUAAUUGGCAUGUCAGUCAGUUUACCAGCCUUUUGGUAUAUCUCUGCAAUCCAUUUCUCAUAUGUUCGCAGGAUCUCGACACAAUCUGCAUACCUUGCUUCAUUUGCAUCAAUGAUCGGCAUUGAAAUUAUUGUUGACUUUUGGGACAUUUUGUCACUAAAUCUGUUGUCAAUAUGAUCUGGGAUUACUUUUUUUAAAAAUUUAAAUUUUGGGAAAAACUCAACCAGAAUUCUUCCAAUCAGAACCUUUGUUGUCUGUCUGUAACAUUCCCAUUCUGCCAUAUUGACAGCAAAUUUCUUCCUGUCCAUAUAUCGAAUAUCUCCAAUUGGCUGGUUGUUUGGAAGAUGGUCAAAACGAAUUCUGUUUGCGAUUAGAUUUGUUGCAAAAAGAUGGUAAUCUUUGUUGUCAACACCCUUUCUUGUCUCCACUAGUACUUUCAGAUCCCAGUUAUCGCCGCUUCCUCUGAGUGUUGUGUUGUUUUUCACUAAAUCAAUCGCCUUUUCCAUAUAGUGGCUUCCAAUCAAGUUUAACAGAUUUCCUUUCAUCUUGUGUGACAGGCAUACUCCUAGUUUGUUGAAUCUUUCUUGUAACUAGAAUAUAAGUACCCAACAUAGCUUAAUUUAGUUGUUCGUUAUGUUUACUUAUAUCCAAAAACAUGUUUUAAUGAAAAGUUUUAAUAUAUAUAUAUACAUUUAGAAUUUUUUGGAUAAAUUUUCACCUUUCUAUAAAAAGCAAAAUAAGAACAGAAACUUUUUCUAUUAGUCGGAGUUAAAAUCUCAAGAGCAUUUCCCAUUAUUUACAUCUUACAUCUACUGACUUAUAUAUUACCUUUUUGCUGCAUCCACCCUCAAUGAUCAAAACAGUGUUGACUCUCUGAUAUAAACUAAGUUCAUGCCACCGCAUUUGCAUCAGUAUGGAAUAUAUGAAACAAAAUUUGUUUUUAGUUUCAAGUACAAUAUCCUUUUGCCCACACACAGCACUAAGAACAUCAACAAGUAAUGGAUGAUUUUCUUUGAUCUCAGCCCACAGUUUUUCAAUAUUAAAAUUUUGCAUCUCUUCAUACCCUUUUUUGUGUAAAAUUGAUGGUUUUUUUCUUGUGGCAAGUUUUUUACAGGAACUUUUCAAAUUAUUAAUAUAAUUAUUUUUCAAAUAUGUAGAUAUAGUUGGACAGUGGUUAAUGAUUGUAUUUGCUACUACCAUAUUAUUAUUGGAUUUAAGCGCUGUUUCCAGUUUUAAUUUUUGCAUUGCUGGUAUAUUGUCUUCGGGAGAAACAAUAUUGCGUGGUUGCAGUUGUGUGGUAGGAACUUCAGUUAACUCCUUGUUUUCAGCAAAGUUAAGUUGCUUUCUAGAUUUUCCUUUUUCGUUCUUUUUCUCACUUUCAAUAGUUUGAUUUUUCUCGUUAUGCGGAGACAAUAUGCCACGUUUGACAGACACGUUUUGUCGUAACUGAAUUUGAUUCAGUUGAACAUUUUUCCGAAAGUCUGACAUUUUCUCGACAAAGGUGACACAAGACUGACAUAUAACAGUUGGAAGAGCAUCCAGUUCUGUUGUUCUUAACCCACAUGUUAGACUUAUUUUGUUCUCAAUGUUUUUGUUUUUUCCAAUAUUGCUGAAUAUUUUUAUAAACAAAGAUUUUUGUUUUAAUUUGGCACAUAACCUGCAGAAAUUUCCAUCAUUGGAAGUGUUACGAAAGUAAAUCUUCUUAGGAGUAGCUGGCUUAGCCAUUCUUCUAUACCUUGAAUAAAAAAAGAAAAUUUUUAUAUUUAGCAAUAUAGAUGUAUAUAUAUAAAUGUGCUUUGUGUUUUUAUCUUAUAUAUAAUCCCUUACCAUUUUAAGAGUUAACAGAAUUCUUGCAAUAUGUAAAAUCUGUGUAAUUAGCAUGGAAAAUACAUCCAAUCCUUUAUCUGUUUUUGCGUUGAUGUAGCUAACUGCGCUUACUUUGUAUUCUGAUGUUCAGUAGUAAUAAUAAUAAUAAAUAA
Molecule: messenger RNA, 5289 nt
Organism: Hydractinia symbiolongicarpus
Lineage: Eukaryota; Metazoa; Cnidaria; Hydrozoa; Anthoathecata; Hydractiniidae
Product: ATP-dependent DNA helicase RecQ-like
Exons: 2
Coding region: 254-1864 (536 amino acids)
Biological process (GO): double-strand break repair via homologous recombination; telomere maintenance
Cellular component (GO): chromosome; nucleus; cytoplasm
Molecular function (GO): 3'-5' DNA helicase activity; nucleic acid binding; ATP binding
Source: RefSeq, a predicted model, not a curated record